GGGCUGAGUGAGUGAGUGAGGCUGAUUUUUUUUUAAUAUAUAUACCCAGCCUGGUCACUGAGGACAGCAGGACCAUGCUAACCCAAGGCUGGAGCUUUGGACGUGAAUAACUGUUGUGUGUUUUUUUUUUGCAAAAAUAUUCCCAUUUGUUUGGGUUGAUAUCAAUUUGCAGCCCAUCCACCACCUCCCCACUGAAACUGACCAGAGUCUGGGACGAUGGGUAGAUGCAAUGGUCGAUGUAGUCUGAUUGCACUCUGCUGUCUGCAGUUGGUAGCUGCUUUGGAGAGGCAGAUAUUUGACUUUCUGGGCUAUCAAUGGGUCCCUAUUUUGGCGAACUUUUUACACAUUAUGGCAAUCAUCCUCGGCAUCUUUGGCACCGUCCAGUACAGACCCAAGUACUUAAUUAUGUACGCCGGCUGGCUUGUUCUGUGGGUGACGUGGAAUGCAUUCAUCAUUUGCUUCUACUUAGAGGUUGGCCAGUUAUCACAGGACAGAGACCUUGUCAUGACCUUUAACACCUCACUACAUCGCUCGUGGUGGAUGGAGAACGGGCCGGGAUGUGUGGUCACCCCAGUGACUGCUCCAGAGCAGGCUCCAGAGGACCACCAUGUUAUCACAGUCAGAGGCUGUCUGUUGGACUAUCAGUACAUCGAAGUCACCAGCAGCUCUUUACAAGUUCUCCUUGCACUCCUUGGCUUUAUCUACGCGUCUUACGUCAGUAAAGUGUUCAUGGAGGAGGAGGACAGCUUUGAUUUUAUCGGAGGAUUUGAUUCCUAUGGUUACCAGGCUCCUCAGAAGACGUCUCACUUACAAUUGCAGCCUCUGUACACGAUUCCAUCCAGGAACCCAGGUCAGGGUAAACAGGCCACGUCCUGGUCCUAACAAGGCAUCGGCGGUGACCGAGCUCCUGGUGAAAGUCUGCACCAACCGUCGGACAAAAGGCAUCGCUCAAGGAAUUUUUCAGUGGAAAAGAAUGUUACAAGACGCACAGAAAGAGGCGGAAACACAGAGAGAGAGAGAGAGAGAGAGAGAGAGAGAAAACGGAGAGAAGGAUUGUCAGGAAUCGAAAGCCUCGGUUGUUACAGAUUAUAAAUUUCAGACAAUUUCAUAGAAGCCGAGAAAGAGAAAUUUUUUGCUAUUUUUUGCGGAUUUGACAGGAAAGUACACUGGUGCCCUCUGCUGUUCUAUGUUGGUAACCAAUGGCUGUGUUCACAAAGCAGUUCCGUUCUCUUGGACCGACCGGGUCGACAGCCCCUUCUCACUUGUCUUUGUA
Messenger RNA from Callorhinchus milii (elephant shark), 1273 nucleotides. It is a transcript of the gene nkain1, whose product is annotated as sodium/potassium transporting ATPase interacting 1. Gene Ontology annotation, biological process: regulation of sodium ion transport. The transcript is spliced from 8 exons. The record is from RefSeq and is a predicted model, not a curated record. Bases 217 to 882 code for a protein of 221 amino acids. Lineage: Eukaryota; Metazoa; Chordata; Chondrichthyes; Chimaeriformes; Callorhinchidae.